This is a messenger RNA of Nicotiana tabacum (common tobacco), 1893 nucleotides long. RefSeq names its product protein phosphatase 2C 16. Gene Ontology annotation, molecular function: protein serine/threonine phosphatase activity; cation binding. Gene Ontology annotation, biological process: protein dephosphorylation. Lineage: Eukaryota; Viridiplantae; Streptophyta; Magnoliopsida; Solanales; Solanaceae. The record is from RefSeq and is a predicted model, not a curated record.
UCUUUUCUUGAAUCCCUUUGUUCAAUUUCUCUCUCAUGUGCAUCUUCUAAAAAAUAAAAAUCUUGAGAAUGAGGCAUUUCUUUACUGGCCAUAGUUAAGAGCCUGCAAGCUGUUUGAUAAAAGGAUUCUUGUUGCAGUCCUACUCUGCGAAACAUAAAGCUUGGUGCAAAUCUGUUGGUGGAACCGCGGAAGGGGCUUUCAUGGGCUAAUGUGGUUGACUCGCUAGUUUGGGGAGAUUCAUUGGUAGCUUUUGCAUAUUAUUUUCCUCUAGAAAGAAUGGAGGAGUUGUCUCCAGCUGUUGCUGUUACACUCAGCUUAAGCACCUCUAUCUGUGAUAACCCUGCAAUUUCGAACAAUAUGGAAAUCACAAGGCUCAAAUUAGUGACUGACACAGCUAGCUUACUUUCAGAUCAUCCAUCUUUGUUGCAUGUUGAGCCCAAUACCAGUUGGGAUGGAAAUAGCAACGGUAUGAAAGCUGAGGUGGGUAGAGUUCCCUUUUGUGGUCCAUUGCAGACUGUAUUGGGAGCUGAAAAUGGCCUGAUUGUUAGCGAUAGCAUCAUUCAGGGAAAUGAAGAAGACGAGAUUUUAUCUGUUGGAGAGGAUCCUUGUGUAAUUAAUGGGGAGGAGUUGUUGCCACUGGGCGCUAGCUCGGAGUUGAGUUUGCCAAUUGCUGUUGAAAUCGAGGGUAUUGACAAUGGUCAAAUACUUGCCAAAGUCAUAAGUUUGGAGGAAAGGAGUUUUGAGAGAAAGAUCAGUAAUCUGUCCGCCGUUGCUGCUAUCCCAGAUGAUGAAAUUACUACUGGCCCUACGCUAAAGGCAUCCGUAGUGGUUCUUCCGUUGCCCAGUGAGAAUGAACCUGUCAAAGAAAGUGUCAAGAGUGUGUUUGAAUUGGAAUGCGUGCCACUCUGGGGCUCUGUAUCUAUCUGUGGAAAGAGACCAGAGAUGGAGGAUGCUCUUAUGGUUGUUCCUAAUUUCAUGAAAAUACCUAUCAAAAUGUUUAUUGGUGAUCGUGUGAUUGACGGACUAAGUCAACGUUUGAGUCACCUGACAUCUCAUUUUUAUGGUGUAUAUGAUGGUCAUGGAGGAUCUCAGGUUGCGGAUUAUUGCUGCAAACGCAUUCAUUUAGCAUUAGUUGAGGAGUUAAAACUUUUCAAAGAUGAUAUGGUGGACGGGAGUGCAAAGGACACACGUCAGGUGCAGUGGGAGAAGGUCUUUACUAGUUGCUUUCUCAAGGUUGACGAUGAAGUUGGGGGGAAAGUGAACAGUGAUCCCGGUGAAGACAACAUAGAUACCACUAGCUGCGCCUCUGAACCUAUUGCCCCGGAAACUGUGGGGUCCACUGCGGUUGUAGCGGUGAUAUGUUCAUCUCAUAUUGUAGUUUCUAAUUGUGGGGAUUCAAGAGCAGUCCUUUAUCGUGGCAAAGAAGCAAUGGCACUGUCAAUUGAUCAUAAACCAAGCAGAGAAGAUGAGUAUGCUAGAAUUGAAGCAUCUGGUGGCAAGGUCAUUCAGUGGAAUGGACAUCGUGUUUUUGGCGUCCUUGCAAUGUCAAGAUCUAUUGGUGACAGAUACUUGAAACCAUGGAUUAUACCCGAACCAGAAAUUAUGUUUGUACCACGAGCCAGAGAAGACGAAUGCCUAGUUUUAGCUAGUGACGGGUUGUGGGAUGUCAUGUCAAAUGAGGAAGCUUGUGAAGUAGCUAGACGACGAAUUCUGCUAUGGCACAAAAAGAAUGGGACUAAUCCUCUGCCGGAAAGGGGCCAAGGAGUUGAUCCUGCUGCACAAGCAGCAGCAGAGUAUCUCUCGACGAUGGCUCUUCAAAAAGGUAGCAAAGACAAUAUAUCUGUGAUUGUGGUGGACCUUAAAGCUCAAAGGAAGUUCAAGAGCAAAUGUUAA